Molecule: messenger RNA, 1020 nt
Organism: Jaminaea rosea
Lineage: Eukaryota; Fungi; Basidiomycota; Exobasidiomycetes; Microstromatales
Product: histone-fold-containing protein
Exons: 3
Coding region: 362-673 (103 amino acids)
Biological process (GO): nucleosome assembly
Cellular component (GO): nucleosome
Molecular function (GO): structural constituent of chromatin; protein heterodimerization activity; DNA binding
Source: RefSeq, a predicted model, not a curated record
GCGCCGCGCCUCUCGCUCACAUCAGAGUGAUCGCCACUUGCACGACAUUAAGAGGCCACCGAAUCAUCGACGGCCACGAUCCAGCCACGCCGUCGAUUCCUCGAGUUGAGUUGCGUCGACGCAAAGUCAGGACCGGAGGCGUGGGCGUGGGUUCGCAAGGCAAGGCAAGUCAGGCCACACUGGGCGAGGCCGACGUCGGGAGCUGACUGACUGCUGGCCGAGCAUCGUAGAGGUUAUAAACCCAACUCGCCGCCAAUAGCUCCUGUCCUUUUCUCCCCACACAACUACUCCCUUCUCCCUCACACACUACAGCUUUCGAGCUCACCCACUCUCACCCCCACCACUUUUUACACACACAAACAUGACUGGACGAGGAAAGGGUGGCAAGGGUCUCGGCAAGGGCGGUGCUAAGCGCCACAGGAAGAUCUUGCGAGACAACAUCCAGGGUAUCACCAAGCCCGCUAUCCGCCGUCUCGCGCGUCGUGGUGGUGUCAAGCGUAUCUCUGGCCUCAUCUACGACGAGACCCGCGGUGUCCUCAAGCUCUUCCUUGAGUCGGUCAUCCGCGACUCGGUCACCUACACUGAGCACGCCAAGCGCAAGACCGUCACCUCGCUCGACGUCGUCUACGCUCUCAAGCGCCAGGGAAAGACCCUCUACGGUUUCGGCGCGUAGACGUUGGUCACUACCGCCCUCUUCGUGUUGUUUCCUCUCUCUCUUUUGCUUGUUCAUUCCCAUCUACCUGUAACAUUAGCUAUGGCUCCCUGCUAGCCACCACAUCGAGGUGAUCUCAUUCAAAUCAUCACGAGCUUCUACUCAUACCAAAGUGCCGCUCUGCCGCCCUCCUGACUGAUCCCUCCGACUGAGCAGCUCGAGCACCAGCACGCUAUGAUGCGUGGCUGCCUUGCGUUGCGUCGCAAGGAGCUACAGCUGCCACCUCUUGCUCUUCACCUUCUUGCCUUGCCCUUUCGCUUUCGGCUUCUCUUCUCGACGUGUGCAAUACUGCGUCAUCAUUUCACACA